CGGCUCCACCACGCACUAACCCUAAAGCUUCCCCGCGUUGCCGGCGAUGAGCAGCCUUCGAGCCAUCUCCUCCCUCCUCCAUAUCUACUCCACGUCCGCCGCCGCCAGACGAGGAGCCGGGCGGCUGGGCUUCGCGCCGUCGCCCGGCGGGAGAUUCCGGGUACCGUCGAAUUCCGGUCCGCCCGCGUUCGUGUUGGACGAGGUCGCGAGGGCGGCCGGCGGGGUUCGGAGGAGGGCGUCCACGCGCGCGGCGAGUUGGGACUCGGAGAAAUCGCCGUACGAGACGCUUGGUACGAUCCUAUGCGCUCUGUAGUUUGUGCGAGAACUAUACUAUGCAUCUGUUUUUUCGUGUGUCAAUCCUGGUGAUCAACUUGUAUGAUGCUGAUCAGCUUACUAUCGAAUUAUUUGAUCCGUUACACAAGUUUGAUCAUUUGCUGUUGCCAUGCUUCUAUAUGUUUCAGUUCCAUCACCGAAAAAAAAUGAUUCAGUUCUAAGUUGAGCUUAAUAGUACCAAGCUGCUGCACCAGCACCACUACUUUGUAGUUUCAGAUGCACUGUGUGUUACGGACUUGGAAUUGAAGAUGAAGCUAAUGUGUGUUCUUUGUGUCUCAUGCGCUUCAAAGAGCUGGGUAGGGAUGCAGACGAGGAGACCAUAAAGACUGCCUACAGAAGAUUGGCCAAGUUCUAUCACCCUGAUGUUUAUGAUGGUAAGGGAACCCUUGAGGAAGGGGAAACCGCUGAAGCGCGUUUCAUUAAGAUCCAAGCAGCGUAUGAGCUGUUGAUUGAUGGUGAAAGGAGAAGAGCAUAUGAUAGAGAGCAUCAUGUGAAUCCGAUGAAGGCUUCUCAAGCAUGGAUGGAGUGGGUAAUGAAGAAGCGGAAAGCUUUUGACCAACGUGGUGACAUGGCUGUGGCUGCUUGGGCUGAGCAACAGCAACGCGAAAUGACGCUACGGGCACGGCGUCUCUCACGCUCAAAGGUUGACCCUGAGGAAGAAAGGAAGCUAUUUGCCAAGGAAAAGAAGGCAUCUAUGGAAUUCUACAGCACAACUCUGAAGAGACAUACCCUUGUGUUACGGAAGAGGGAUAUUAUGCGCAAGAAGGCAGAGGAGGAGAAGGAUAAGGAGAUCAGUAGACUCCUAGCGGCGGAAGGGCUUGAGUUGGAUACAGAUGAAGAUGAAAACAAGACUUUUCUGGGGUAACGCUUUUGAUACUUACCCUAAUUUAUUCUCUUCCUCCAUUCCAGCAAUCGUUCAAGAUGCAGCGACAACGAGUGCACAAGGCGAAACAGUUGGGCUCGUCGGAAACGCUGUAAUCUGGAGAUGUGCGCCAACAAAUAUUGGAUCGAAAUAAUAAUCUCCCGGGGCGAAGUUUAGCAUUUUACCGGAGAGCAGAAAGGAAAGGCAAAUGAAGGAUGUGUGAUGGCUGUAGUAGGGUUGCAAUAUGAUUCAAUCAAAAAAUUAGUAAAUUUCGCUGUAGUAGGGUUGUAAUAUGAUUCAACAAAAAAUGAGUAGAUUUCGGUGGCGGGCCUCGAUUUU
Messenger RNA from Zea mays, 1534 nucleotides. RefSeq names its product Chaperone DnaJ-domain superfamily protein. Lineage: Eukaryota; Viridiplantae; Streptophyta; Magnoliopsida; Poales; Poaceae. The transcript has 4 exons. Bases 611 to 1198 code for a protein of 195 amino acids. The record is from RefSeq and is marked predicted.